AAGCCGUAAGUCAGCAAAUCGGGGGGUCUUGUUGUUAAGAGAGAGAGCUCAGAUCAGAUGUGGCUUUCUUCUUCUUCUUCUUCCAUAGAGUGACUCUCAACAUCAAAUUCACAACAACAACAACAACAACAAAAAAAAACACCUUUCGUUUUCCUUCUUCGUUCAUGGUUGCUCACCUCUAAGAGACGACAACACCCGCCGGUUUAGAGAGUUCUUCUGCGUUUCACUCGCCAUGGCUCAGAAGCCGGAGGAACAGUUGAAUGAGCUCGGAUCGAGGCUUGACCUAACUCCUAUUUCCAAAGAUUCAUUGCUCAAACUCUUAAAGGAAGCUGCUGUUUGUCUUUCUGAGUUGGAGCAGUCUCCACCAGCUGCAGUGCUCGAGUCCAUUCAACCUUUUCUUGAUGCAGUUAUUAAACCUGAUAUUCUCAACCAUCAAGACAAGGAUGUCAAGCUUCUAGUUGCAAGCUGCAUUUCUGAGAUAACUCGUAUUACAGCACCUGAAGCGCCUUACAGUGAUAAUAUUAUGAAGGAUAUUUUUCAACUGAUUGUGAGUGCUUUUACUGGGUUGAAUGAUGUCAGUGGUCCAUCAUUUGGAAGGAGGGUUGUCAUUUUAGAAACAGUUGCAAAGUACAGGUCAUGUGUAGUGAUGUUGGAUCUUGAAUGUGAUGAUCUGGUGAAAGAAGUGUUUACUACAUUUCUUGAUGUUGCUCGAGAUGACCAUCCAGAGAUUGUUUUCUCAUCAAUGCAAAAUAUAAUGAUUGUUCUUUUAGAAGAAAGUGAAGAUGUGCAGGAGCAUCUUUUACGAAUUUUACUCUCUAAAUUGGGCCGGAAUAGAAGUGACGUUAGAGAUUCUGCAAGAAGACUUGCUAUGAAAGUCAUAGAGCAGUGUGCGCCCAAAGUUGAAUCUGACAUAAAGCAGUUCCUUAUAUCUUCAAUGUCUGGAGAUAGCCGAUGUUCCAGCAGUCAAAUUGACUACCAUGAGGUUAUCUAUGAUUUGUACCGCUGUGCUCCUCAGUCUCUAUCCGGAGUUGCACCAUAUCUCAUUGGAGAGCUUUUGGCUGAUAAACUGGAAACUCGUUUGAAAGUUGUUGGAUUGGUUGGAGAAUUGUUUUCCUUGCCUGGACGUGUCAUCUCUGAAGAGUUUGGUUCAAUUUUUUUGGAGUUUCUGAAAAGGCUGACCGAUAGGGUAGUUGAAGUUAGGAUGGCAAUCCUUGAACAUAUUAGGAACUGUUUGCUCUCGGAUCCUUCGAGAACUGAAGCUUCUCAAAUUAUAUCUGCUCUCUGUGACCGGCUCUUGGAUUAUGAUGAGAAUAUCCGCAAACAAGUUGUUGCUGUUAUUUGUGAUGUGGCUGUGAGUGCAUUGACGUCAAUUCCAGUUGACACUAUGAAGUUAGUUGCUGAACGGCUUCGAGACAAAGCUAUACUCGUAAAAACAUACACUAUGGAAAGGUUGACGGAGUUGUUCCGGGUAUAUUGCUUACGGUAUGCUGAUGGGAAGGUAUGCACUGGGGAUUUUGAUUGGAUUCCUGGAAAAAUCCUGAGAUGUCUUUAUGACAAAGAUUUCAGAUCAGACACAGUUGAAUAUAUCCUAUGCAGUUCACUGUUUCCUAAUGAUUUCUCUGUAAGAGAUAAAGCUAAGCAUUGGAUACAAAUCUUCUCUGGGUUUGACAAAGUGGAGACCAAAGCUUUUGAGAAAAUACUGGAGCAAAGACAAAGGAUACAACAAGAAAUGCAAAGAUAUUUGUCAAUCAAGCAGACACACCAGAGUGCUGAUGCUCCUGAGAUGCAGAAAAAGAUCUCAUUUGGAUUCAGAGUUAUGUCACGUUUAUUUUCCGACCCCCCAAAGACUGAGCAAAACUUUUUAAUUCUUGAUCAACUGAAAGAUGCUAAUAUCUGGAAGAUUUUGACCAAUCUGCUUGAUCCCAACACUAGCAUAAUGCAAGCGUCCAGGAUUCGGGAUGAUAUGCUUAAAAUACUGUCUGAGAAACAUUCGCUCUAUGAAUUUCUCAGCAUUCUCUCCAUAAAGUGUUCUUAUCUGCUAUUCAGCAAAGAAUAUGUGAAAGAGAUAUUAGCCGAAGUAUCUGCUAGAAAGUCUUCUCAAAAUAUAUUGGGGAUCCAACCAUGCAUGGACUUCUUAGGGCUCCUGGCAUGUUUCUGUCCAUCAUUGUUUGAUGGUGCUGAGGAAGAACUGAUUAGUUUCCUUAAAGAUGAUGAUGAAAGGAUAAAGGAGGGUACUCUAAAAAUUCUGGCAAAAGCUGGUGGUACUAUUCGAGAGAAUCUCAUUGUUUUAGCAAGUUCUGUGGAACUUUUACUGGAAAGGAUUUGUGUUGAAGGAAACCGAAAGCAGGCUAAGUAUGCUGUGCACGCACUAGCAUCAAUAACAAAAGAUGAUGGGCUGAAGUCGCUCUCUGUUCUAUACAAGAGACUCGUGGACAUGCUGGAGGACAAGAGACAUCAGCCAGCUGUUCUUCAGUGUCUUGGAUGCAUAUCGCAGAUUGCGAUGCCAGUCUAUGAGACUAGAGAAAGUGAAGUAGUUGAGUUUAUUAGAAGCAAAAUCCUCAAGCUCAAAAGUGAAACUGUAGAUGACAAAAAAUUAUCAUGGGAUGACAAAAGUGAAAUUUGUCAACUGAAGAUAUAUGGGAUAAAGACGUUGGUUAAGAGCUACUUGCCUUUUAAGGAUGCUCAUCUCCGUGUGGGUGUUGAUGAUCUUCUUGGAUUACUUAAAAACAUUCUUUCUUUUGGGGAAGUAUCUGAAGAUCUAGAAUCAAGUUUUGUUGACAAGGCCCAUUUGAGACUUGCUGCUGCAAAGGCAGUCCUCCGCCUUUCCAGACAUUGGGACGAUAGAAUACCUAUUGAGAUCUUCCAUUUAACUUUAAAAACCCCUGAGAUACCAUUUCCUGCUGCUAAGAAAAUAUUCCUCGGGAAAGUUCACCAGUAUGUAAAGGAUCGGGUUUUAGAGACAAAGUAUGCCUGUUCCUUCCUAUUUGAUAUUACUGGAUCAAAUGUUCUCGAAUCAGAGGAGGAGAAACACAACCUAGCUGAUAUCAUACAACAUUCUUAUCAAACAAAACUGCGGAAAAUUUCUGCUCAGGCAGAUGCAAAUUCAGUUACUCUCUACCCUCAUCAUAUCCUUCCUUAUCUGGUUCAUGCACUUGCACAUCAUUCUUGUCCUGACGUUGAGAAAUGCAAAGACGUGAAGGAAUAUGAAAUGAUAUACCGCCAAUUAUACUUGAUCAUUUCUAUGUUGCUCCGUAAAGAGGAAGACGUGAAGGCUGAGGAUAUUGACAAGGAACAAGAGUGUGUUCCAACCAUAAUUCUUAUUUUCCAAAGUUUAAAACAGUCAGAAGAUGUCACAGAUGCAACAAAGUCAAAGAACUCACAUGCGAUCUGUGAGCUUGGGCUGUCAAUAAUCAAUCGCUUAACUCAGAAAGAGCCUGAUGUACAAGGGGAAAUCACACCUGUAUCGCUGCCUGCGACUCUUUACAAACCUUUUGAAAAAGUUGAAAGUGACAAGUCUCAGGUAGGUGAGGAGAAACUGUGGCUAGCUGAUGAGACUGUGGUGGCACACUUCAGGGAUCUGAAGUUGGAGAGUCAUGCUGAUGCUUCUGUAAUACCCCAAACUUCAGAAAAUGAGGUUAUGAUUGAUGGAGAAAGUGAUGGAAAUGAAAUUCCUCUGGGUAAAAUUGUAGAGCGUUUGAGAGCUCAGGGAACAAAGACUAGAAAGGGCAAAAAGAAUAAAUCUGUACCAGCUGAAGAUGAGAAUGGUAAAAAUGAUGUUGAUGUUUUGAAGAUGGUGAGGGAGAUAAACUUUGAUCACUUGCAAAUGCUAGAUAAAUUCGAAUCGAGUAAUGGACACAAACAUCCCACUGGUGAGAGAGUAGACAUAUGUCAAAGAGAUCUCAAUGAUAACAAAAAGAAUGCUGGUGAUGCAACAUCGGUAGUUUCGGUCCCUAAGCGCAGGAGAUCAUCUUCUGGCCAUAGUCCUUACAAAUUUUCAAAUAGUGGUUCUAAAGUUCCAUUAAAAGCUUCUGAAGAAGAGUUUCAUCAAGAGGGAGACAUAGACAAAAAUGCCUCUUUGGACUCGCAGGAUGAAAAUUCAGACCUGGAGAAAAGAUUAGAAACCAUCUCUCCCCGAAAGAGAAAGAAAAGCUUAUCAUCAAAAGUAAAGAUUACAGAUUCUGAUUGGGCUCUCACUGAUCUGGAAAAUCAAAGCGAAGGUGGCAACUACAGUGAGAGGCAGAGUAGGUCAGCUGAAAGUGGUGAUAGCAAAUUAAAGUCUGCUUCUGGAUCAAUGAAGCGAAAAAGAAAAAACAUGUCAGGAUUGGUUAAGUGCUCGACAAACGAAAAUAAAUUGGUAAAUGAUGAACUGAUCGGUUGCAGAAUAGAUGUUUGGUGGCCUAUGGAUAAACGGUUUUAUGAAGGGACAGUGAAAUCUUAUGAUUCCACAAAACAGAGACAUGUGAUACUUUACGAGGAUGGAGAUGUUGAAGUACUUAACCUAGAUAAAGAACGGUGGGAGCUCAUAGACACCGGUAGAAAGCCUGCGAAGAAGUCCAAAACAUCAAAGGGAAGUUCCAAUAAGAAAAGAUCUUCUGAAAGUAAGCUUAAGAGUUCGGAUAGCCUACAAAAGGAUGAAGAGCCAAUUUCUACUACGCCAAAAGGGAAAAGAACUCCAAAGAAAAACCUAAAACAUACACACCCAAAAGGCACACGAAGAAGUCUCUCUUUAGAACAUGAGAAACCAGAAAACAGAAACAGGAAAAAUCGAUCUUCUGCCAUGCCUAUAGGUGAAGUUGCUGGAAAGAAAAAAGGAAAAAGAGUGAAAUCAGGCACAGAAUCAGGGACAGAAUAUAGUGGGGAGGUUGGCGAAGAAAAAUCAGAGUCUGAAGGAAAGUCGUUGAAAGAAGGCGAGGAUGAUGAUGAAGUUUUAAAUAUGGAAGAAGAUUUACAGGAGGCAAAAACAGAGUUGAGUGGGGACGCUGAGGGGAAAGAAGCUGAACAUGAUAACUCAGAUACUGAAGGGAAACAAGAAAACAAAGAAAUGGAGACAGAAUCUGAGCAUGAUGCUGAGGAUGCUGAGACUUCUGACAAUGAGACUCUUGGAGCGUGGAAAAGUAAAGUGGGGAAGUCAAGCUCGAGGAAAGCAACAUAAUGUGAAAGAGCUUGUCACAAAGAAAUUGCGGUGUUUGUCCUGAAGUAUUGGUGGUCUCUGGAUUGAUGUGGUGUAUAUGUGGUAAAAAAUGUGAGAUUUGUAGGGUUAGUGAUACAUACUUGUUCUAACCACCAUGAUGGAAUGAAUAAUAGGCAGAAGAAGCUCCUCCAGAAGCGUAUGUGGUCAUGUAUUGUAGCCUCUGUGUGUUUGUUUAUUUUCUAGGGUUGUUUUUUGUUUUCAGUAAUAUUUACAAGUUACAUUUCUUAACACAACGUACUAUUCUCUUGUGAACUAAAAUACUUUGCCACAAUUUUCUUAUAAAAAACUUCUUUCUUUUAUUAUCA
Molecule: messenger RNA, 5496 nt
Organism: Capsella rubella
Lineage: Eukaryota; Viridiplantae; Streptophyta; Magnoliopsida; Brassicales; Brassicaceae
Product: sister chromatid cohesion protein PDS5 homolog A
Exons: 33
Coding region: 233-5152 (1639 amino acids)
Biological process (GO): mitotic sister chromatid cohesion; DNA repair
Cellular component (GO): nucleus; chromatin
Source: RefSeq, a predicted model, not a curated record